Molecule: messenger RNA, 3681 nt
Organism: Olea europaea var. sylvestris
Lineage: Eukaryota; Viridiplantae; Streptophyta; Magnoliopsida; Lamiales; Oleaceae
Product: nuclear pore complex protein NUP160
Exons: 19
Coding region: 66-3308 (1080 amino acids)
Cellular component (GO): nuclear pore
Molecular function (GO): structural constituent of nuclear pore
Source: RefSeq, a predicted model, not a curated record
AAAUUGCUCCAUUUGUAUCUUCUAUUUUCUUACGUAGGCUGCUUUUUCCUGGGGUUCACCAUGCUAUGGUGCUCAGGAAAACUUUACAAGAAUAUAACAAGCACUUUACGGAUUCUGAGUUUGACUCCUUUACUGUUGAUGGACUAAAAAAUGAAAUUCUUUCACUUGUUGAGCAUCAGGGUGGCUGUGAAAAUCCGGUUUCAAUGCUUCAAUGUUGGAAAACUCUCUGUACUCGCUAUGUCAAUAAUUGGUGUAAAAACAAUGUAGCUUGUGGUCUACUGGUGGAUUCAGUCACGGGAGCUGUUGGUUUAAUCAGAAAAAAUGCAAUCUCCCUAUGCCGUGGUUUGGAGGACGUAGAGCAUCUUAUCUAUGGUUCUUUUAAUGAACUUGGCAAUAAUACAAACUCUGCACUGCAAAUUCCCGGUGAUGAGCUUGACCGGGAGAUUCUUUUUGAGUUACUCCAGUGUGUUAGUUGUGUGAGCCAGCAGUUGGGCAAAGCCUCUUCGGUUAUAUUUGAUGAGUCACUUCUUAGCACACCUCAUAUCUCGCCCGAGGAGGUUGUACCUCGCUUUAUGAAGAUUCUACAAACAGGAUAUGGUUCAUCAAUUGCAGCUCUACAAAUAUCAGAUUUGGGAGCUGAUAUUGCAUGGGAGAAAGAAGUGUCUAAUCACAGAAGUUUAAGAAAAUUUUCAAAAGAUAUGUUUUUGUCCCUUCAUUCUUUAUGCAAUAGAGCUAACACCUGGGGCAAAGUUUUGGAUGUUAUCGAGAGCUACUUAAGGUUUCUAGUGCCUCAUAAAACUGUACUCAAAUUGGGUUCUGAAGCAGUCUUCAAUGUUAAUGGUUUUGCGAUAGUGCAGGCUACUUCCCAAAUUGCCAAAGUUAUGUUUGAAUCUGCAUUGGAUGUUCUUAUGCUGCUAAGCUAUAUGGUUAGCAUCAGUGGGCAGAUUAAUAUGACACACGACGAUGUUUCAAGAGUAAAAGUUGAGUUAAUUCCUAUGAUUCAAGAAAGUCUAACCGAAUGGCAUAUUAUCCAUUUCUUUGGGACCACACCAUCUGAAUCUCCUGCAAUUGAAGAUUUUAGUUCUCAACUUUCAUCUUUACAAAUUGAUGGCAAUGAUGAUAAAAGGUCGUGGAAUGAGAGGCUUGGGAAGUGUGAUUUUCCUCUAGCUUUUAUCCUAUUAUUAAGUAUGCAAAGUUCCUCUGGAGAUCUGGGCCACCUCUCUUUCAGAAGACAUUCCAAUCCCAGCAGCUUAAUUAGUUUAAGUCGGGAGUUCACUAGCUGGAUAAUAUGGGGAAGAGAUGGAAAAGAAUCUUCUAUAUCUUUCAGCCAUUCAAUUGAUCUUGCACUAGUCUUACUUAGACAUGGCCAGUUUAAUGCUGCCGAGUAUCUGCUUACUUUGGUGGAUGCAUAUUCACACAAGGAGAAAAUAUUUGGAAGCCUUCAGGUUGUGGGUGGGAAAUUACCCACACUCCUCCAUCUUCUUGGAUGUUGUCUUGUUGCUCAGACACAAAAUGGAUUGUAUCGCCCAUUUAAAGACAGGAAACUCAGUGAAUCCGUUCGCUGCUUUUUCAGAGCUGCAUCACUGGAAGGAGCUUCCCAGGCUUUGCAAAGUUUGCCACAUGAAGCAGGAUGGCUGAGUGUUGGUUUCACUGGUUCUCUCCCGCCUGCAGCAUGGAAGCUUCAAUAUUAUCAAUGGGUGAUGCAGAUAUUUGAACAAUAUAAUAUGAGUGAAUCUGCUUGCCAAUUUGCUCUGGCUGCACUUGAGCAAGUUGACGAAGCUCUUAGUCCUAUAGAUAGCAGCUCCAGGGAAGAUUUCCUUGGGGAAUCAGUAACUUCAGUAAAGGGCCGACUUUGGGCAAAUGUCUUCAAGUUCACUUUGGAUCUUAAUUACUACCAUGAUGCAUAUUGUGCAAUAAUUUCAAAUCCUGAUGAAGAGAGCAAGAAUAUUUGUUUGAGGCGUUUCAUAAUCGUUCUUUAUGAGCGUGGUGCAAUAAAGAUACUUUGUGAUGGCCAGUUACCUUUGAUUGGUUUUGUGGAUAAGGUAGAGCGGGAACUUGUGUGGAAGGCAGAGCGUUCAGACUCUUCAGCCAAGCCAAACCCAUUCAAAUUACUUUAUGCAUUUGAGAUGCACAGAAAUAACUGGCGGAAGGCUGCAAGUUAUAUGUACCUGUAUUCCGUGCAGAUGAGAGCUGUAGCAGCAUUAAAAGAUCACCAGCCCAGGUCUUUGGCUCUGCAAGAGAGGCUGAAUGGGCUAUCUACUGCUAUUAAUGCUCUACAUCUUGUUCAUCCUGCAUAUGCUUGGAUUGAAGCUCCGGUUGAUGAAACUUUUCUAUAUAAAGAAAACUACCCAAGUAAAAAGGCUAGGACAAUCAUGGAAGGAAAAGCUCUUGAUGAUGAUGGUCAGCCUCAAAAGCUGCAAUCAUAUUUGGAUGUUGAGAAACUUGAAAAUGAGUUUGUUAUAACAUCAGCAGAAUAUUUACUUUCUUUGUUGAACGUCAAGUGGACUUUCACUGGAAAUGAUGGACCAUCAUCUGACCUAAUUGAUCUGCUGGUCGAAUCAAAUUUAUAUGAUAUGGCAUUUACUGUGAUCCUUAUGUUUUGGAAGGGUUCUAGACUGAAAAGGGAACUUGAAAGAGUAUUUACUGCAAUGUCAUUGAAAUGCUGUCCUAGCAGACCAAUACCCCCAUCGUUUGGGAAUGAUAGUAAAACAAAUUGCCUUCUGUUGACUUCAUCACAAGAUGAGGUAGUUAGUCGUGGCUCACUUGAUGUGGGUACAACAGUGCAACAAUCUAUGGGCAAUCGCCAGUGGGAAAUGCUUGAAGUCUAUCUUGAUAAAUAUAAAGCAUUUCAUCCCAGAUUACCAGUAAUUGUUGCUGAAACUCUUCUUUCUGCCGAUCCUGAGAUUGAAUUACCACUGUGGUUGGUUCGAAUUUUCAAGGGUGUUAGAAAGGAAAGAAACCUAGGAAUGACUGGAAAUGAGUCCAAUCCAGCAUCCUUGUUUCGCCUAUAUGUUGACUAUGGCCGACUUGCAGAAGCUACUAAUUUACUAAUUGAGUACAUUGAAUCCUUGGCAUCGCGACCAGCAGACGUCAUUCGUCGUAAAGCACAAUUUGCAGUUUGGUUUCCCUAUACUACAAUCGAACGUCUGUGGUGCCUUCUCGAGGAAUCUAUCAGAUUGGGCCACAGGAUCGAUCAGUCCGAAAAUCUGAAAAAAUUGUUGCACAGCGUGCUGGUGAACCAUCUCAAUCUGCUUAAAGUAGAUUCAGACGAUGUUCAGUCUUCUCCAGUCCUCAAAACCUCGUCGUAGCAGUUUUUGAAGCUAUGAGACGUUCUAGAUUCUUCCAUUUUCGGUAGGAGCCUCACAACUUAUAUGUCUGCCUUUCAUCUAGUACUACUACCAUGCCAAAUCAAUUUUGCUUGGCAGCAAAUUGGCUGGAUCAGUUGUCUUGUGGAGGCUAGAUGUGGCUCAAGAUUCAUCCAGGCUUAAGUUCUCAGCUGUCAGUUUCAAAUAUUGUAGAACUUAAUAUUUGUUUUGUGUUGUAUUGAAUUGUAUCAAAUUAAUUAUGAUCAAGAAAUUUUAUUGGUAGAGCUUUCUUUUCUUGACUGAAGAUUGAGAUGAGAUGUCAAUGAAUGAAAAAUGUGAAUCCUUGGGAAUGAUUGAAUUCUACCUGGGCUGGAGA